GGUGAAUUAAGUAUUUUAUGAUUUAGAAAUCUUUUGAUGGCAGUAGUUUCAGGCGCGUGGUGCAAACGUCAGUGCAAACAUGAGUGGUGCAUCACGUAAAGUAAAAAAUCCGUUGUUGACAGCAGCUGGUGAAGGUUUCCCUUUCGACAAUUUUGCCGAAACUGCAUUAUUGGUGCCUGUCACUCCUGCUACACCUGCGGUACUCCGCGAUGAUGCUGAAUUGGACAGCUUCGUAGGGCAGGAACCAAUCAAUCAAAAGACUUCAACCGAUGCAGAGAACGAAUUCACACCUAUUCCUUUGAAUUCCGACGAGAACAAGAAUUCAGUAAAUCAGCCAGCAAAACAAGGAUACUUUACAUCUAUCCUGUCUUCUUUGCCAAAUUUGACUCUGUCGUCAAUAACGGGUGAUUCCCCAGGAUCUCAGACGAAUAGACAGCAAGAACACCAGAGUAGUAAUCCUUAUGUGCCUUCGCACGAACCUCGUGAUUCUCUAAGAGACACGUCACCGCCAAUAAUUGCAAAUUUUCACGAUCCUCGACGUACGAAUUUCGUGGGGUCCGCUGAAGGCAGUACCGGAAGUGUGUCAGCUCCUCCGCAACCGACCUUGCCGCCCACGCUUCCUUCGUCGACUAACGGACCUAUUUCGUAUCGAUUGGGCAAUCAACGACGUCUGAAAUAUGCGCCACCACCUGAUUUAACUUCGAAUACUUCCAAGCAGUAUUCAACUCCAGUGGUACAGUCAGCAUUCGUUCCUCAGAGUGUCGCGGUUCCGACUAUAUUUAAUCCUAACCAAAUCGGUUCUCCGUCUCAAACUUACGAGUCUGUUCCAACGACUCAAAAUUACCAAUCUGUGCCGUUGACUCAAACUUACCAGUCGGUUCCAGCGACUCAAAAUCAUCAACCGGUUCCAUCGACUCAAAGUUUCCAGUCAACUAUAUCUACUCAAAGUUAUAAAUCAGUUUCACCCAUCCAAAGUAAUCAAUCGAUCCCUUCGACUGAAAUUCAGCAGCCGGUACCAUCGAUUCAAGAUUACCAAUCUGUCCCGUUAAUUCAAAGUACUCAACCAGUUUUAUCGACUCAGAGUCACCAAUCCGUGCCAUUGAUUCAAAAUUACAAACCUGUGUCGUUGAGUCAAGGUAAUCAGCCAGUUCAGUUAACUCAAAAUAAUCAAUCCGUGCCGCUGACUCAAAGUUACCAGUCAAUUACAUCUACUGGAAGCUUUCAGCCAAUUUCGUCGACUCAAAAUUACCACUCGAAUGCUUCUACUCAAAGUAGUAAAUCGGUCUCGCCAACUUCAAGUAAACAGCCAACUCCAUCGCCACAAAGUUAUCAAUCUGUAUCAUUGACUCAAACUUAUCAAUCAGUUUCAUCUUCUCAAAGUAGUCAACCAAUUUCGUCGACUCAGAGUCACCAACCUGUGCCAUUGACUCAAAGUACUCAAUUCAUCAAACCAUCAGUUACUACAUAUUCGCCAUCGAUACAACAUUCAACUCCAGAACUAUCCGAGUCAAAUUCUCAGCAAGAAUCGUUCAGAGCUAGUCCACUGACAACAGGAUCGAUUGACCCUUCCCGUAGAAUAUCUCAAAAUCAAAAUCCAGCCUGCGACAGCGUUUCCCUAUCCGAGAAGCCACGUGUUUCUUUAUCAUCCUCUCAACCGAUCUUCUCAGAAUUUCCGGAACCCGCUACUCCUCAAAAUACACCAGCCAACGUUUCCUUCUUCGGUUUCGAUGGUUACACGAGUAAGCGAGAUUCCUCAAGGACGCCCAACUUGGAGAAAGAAGCAAAUAACAGCUCGACUCGGUCGGAUUCGAUUUUAAAACAGAACGUAACUCAAUCCACCGCAGAAAAGAAACCUACCGUAACGUUCGGCCCAGUUUCUGCGGUUCAAGUUUCGGAAAAGUUAGAACACUUGUUGGCCGAACAGAAGGAGGAUUUAUCGACGAAACCUGACAGAAGUGAAGCGGAAGAUCGAACUGUCGGAAGCCCUAGCGUUGUAAAGUCGGAUAACAUCAGGGAAAAUAGUGAUUCGCCAAAGGUAGACACGUUGAGUGACCCUAUAGCGAGUCAGGAAGCAUCGCGAUCUAACUUGAGUCAUCAAGAAUCAAGUGGUGCACACGAAAAGAUCGAUGCAUCGCAAAGUGAUGGUGUUUCAUCGCAACAGUACUUUCAGACACAGUCUUUCCCAUCGAGUGCUGAUUUCUUCGCAGACCAGAGAUCAAAUUUGAACACGUUUUCUGAGGCUUUAAAUACGUUCACACCGCCUGCCAGCACGUUCUUCAACACGAAUGUUGAUUUAUCGACAAGUUCUUUGAGAAACGAUCUGCAGCAAGUGCCAUUGACUACCUCUUUCGUUAGUCAUCCACGAAAUCCAUGGGACAGUAAUCAAGGGUCUAUGGUGGAAACAUGUAGUUCGUCGACUUCAUCACCACAGCCACCUUUGUUUUAUAACCCUGCGCAAUUUCCCACCGAAUUGCAGAAACAUAUAUCCACGCAUCAGUUCUAUGGUUCACCGGUUGUGAAUCAAACUCAAGGUUAUUUUGAUAAUUUACCUGGAUUAGUGAAUACACAAGAAAUACCAGGGGGAAUCGGAAGUGCGUUCCUUCCUUCAGUUGUGAUGACAACGGUGCCUGAACCCACUGGUUCGGCUACUUUGAGUCCAGUUCAAAUGUCAAUUAACCCGCUGGCUGGGCGGACCGGUACCGACGGUGUGCCUACUAGUUUUCAGAAUUUGGCUGCUGGUCCGUCAGAUAAACGUAUGCAGUACAGAUCGGUGUACCACCAUUGGUUUUAUCGCAAGGAGGUGGAACACAAAGUGUUAUGGCUUCCUUUCUCCAUGCGAGAUAGCCUUCGCUUAGAAGAGGUUUAUAAUUCCACCGAAAUCACCCCUGAAACGACGGUCGCCACCGACGGGGGUCGUUACGAUGUUGACAUUUUACGACGUCAAAGAUCUCCUGUUUAUUGGAGCGGAAAAUCCACGGAAGUUAGACGAUGUUCAUGGUUCUACAAAGGACCAACAGAAUCGAGAUACGUUCCUUACGAUGAGAGCACUGCCCUGAAACUCGAGGAAGAGUAUAAACAAGCGUGUAUAACGAAUAAUUGGAACCGAAGGAUUGAUCUAAACAAUGGGGAAUACAUUAUCUUCCAUAGUGCCACGGUUCAGGUUCAUUAUUUGACACCUAGCUCUCAGGAAUUAGUUGCAUCCUGGGGCAAUAGCACGGGCUCAGAGGACAGUGCAUAUUUACAGGGUGCUGGUAGUAGACCCAGGGUGAUUAAAAGAGGUAUGGACGAGUUUCAUAUCGAAGACGGGGAACCUGAAAAAGUGGAUCAUCUUUUGUUCCUCGUUCACGGUAUCGGAAGCGUUUGUGACUUGAAAUUCCGAACCGUAGAAGAAGUUGUGGAUGAAUUUCGAAGCAUAUCUUUGCAGUUAGUUCAAUCCCAUUACCGAACUGCCAGUGAACAGAGGGUCGUGAAUCGGAUAGAAGUUUUACCGAUUUCUUGGCACACGACACUGCACUCUGAGGACACUGGAAUUGACAAAAAGCUACAAGCAAUUACAUUAGAGAGUAUACCAAAAUUACGGCACUUCACCAACGAUACAUUACUAGACAUACUUUUCUAUACUAGUCCCGUGUACUGUCAAACUAUCAUGCAGACUGUUGGCAUCGAGAUAAAUAGACUGUACACUCUUUUCCAAGAGAGAAAUCCAGAUUUCAAUGGUGGAAUUUAUCUUGGUGGUCAUUCGUUGGGUAGUUUGAUUUUAUUCGAUCUUUUGUGCCAUCAGACACCAUUGCCUAAAGAUAAAUCGAACGAAGAUAAUCGGGAAGCUAACGAGGAUCAAAAGAACGAGGAGACUGAUCCAUCUCAACCGUCGCCUAAUCGAAUUUUAAAACGGAGUCUUAGUAAAAAGAUAAAUUACGUGAUGGGUGUUGCCGGGACUGGACAGCCUUAUAUAAAUUAUCCGCAAUUAAAUUUUCACCCACGUGCCUUUUUCGCUCUCGGUAGCCCUGUCGGUAUGUUCGUGACGGUUCGAGGUAUCGAUAUGCUUGGGGAAGAUUUUAUAUUGCCAACGUGCCCAGCUUUUUUCAAUAUCUUUCAUCCGUUCGAUCCUGUUGCGUAUAGAGUAGAAGCUCUGAUCAAUCCGGAAGCUAACAAAUAUCGGCCAAUGUUAAUUCCUCAUCACAAAGGACGAAAGAGAAUGCAUUUGGAAUUGAAAGAAACAAUGGCUCGCGUUGGAGCGGAUCUAAAGCAAAAAGUGAUCGAUUCCGUGAAGAACACAUGGAAUUCGGUUUAUCAAUUAGCCCUGUUCCAUCGGCCCGAUAACACUUUGCUCGAACGGGAAAUUGACAAAGUUGUCGAAGAACAGUUGCAACAAACGCCACCGGUGACAGAUCAACAAAAUAACGACGACGGUGGUGCUGAGUUAAAAAUCGGUAAAUUGAACGGUGGUCGAAGAAUAGAUUACGUUCUUCAGGAAGCGCCGUUCGAAUAUAUCAACGAAUAUAUUUUUGCCUUGACAAGUCACGUGUGCUACUGGGAGUCCGAGGACACAAUGCUGAUGAUUUUGAAGGAAAUAUACGGUUCAGCUGGUAUCCAAACAGACGCACAACUUCCUCAACAGACACUGUCGAUAGAAAGGACGUCCCCUUCUAUGUCUGUAGUGUCGUCUACCUCUUCAACUACCAAGUGUGAAAUAAGGCCAUCGGUGUCUCCCACGGGGAUGGAUCCCACCGCGCCUAUAGCGGAAAAAACCGUCGGGCCACCGCCAAAGGCUGGUUUUGUACGAAAAUCAUGAUUAACAAAUGAUCGUCCCAAUUUGUAAUUUAUAAAUCAUGGUUACGGUGGGGGGACUUAACAGUUGUUGAUCAGGUUGAUGCUGGCCAUUGUACCUGACGUUUGAUGGACGAUGAAAAUCAAAAAAUUUGUUUCUGUACAAAGGUUGCGUUAGGAUAUUCUAUCGAAAAUUUCGCCACACUCGAUUGUUCCUUCGUACGGUGUUAAUAAUGAUCGCUUAGGGCUAUUUCAGAGUUUAGUCAACUAUGAAAAUUUUCGAGCACAUCGCUUAAGGCGUUCAAUUUGGGUUUUCAAAGAGGGUGUUCUAGGAUGAAACAUUGAAAGAGUGUAAACACACGUGAUAAAAGAGGGGUGUUUUUAGAUGAAAGUAAAGUUACGAAGAUUAAUCGUAUUGUUUAUUGUAAAUAUACAAUUUAUAAAUGAUUUAUAAAUGAGUCUAAAGUACAUAGGAUAUAUAAAUUUUUUCAAAGACGCCCUUGCAUUCUGAGAAGUUAGCUGUACGUUCUCAUGUGUGCAAGACUUUUAAUAAAAUAUGGUUAUUCUUGUA
This is a messenger RNA of Osmia lignaria (orchard mason bee), 5338 nucleotides long. RefSeq lists its product as uncharacterized. Gene Ontology annotation, cellular component: cytoplasm; COPII-coated ER to Golgi transport vesicle. Gene Ontology annotation, molecular function: glycerophospholipase activity; metal ion binding. The record is from RefSeq and is a predicted model, not a curated record. Lineage: Eukaryota; Metazoa; Arthropoda; Insecta; Hymenoptera; Megachilidae.